UGCACAACCUUAAAAGUUUGGUGGACAAAAUGAGACAGAAAAAGAAGUGGCAUAAAACACGUCCUAGAAAGUCGGAGAAAGUUAUACAUGUAAACAAACUACGGUGAGUUCAAGGACCGCCAAAAUGAGUAGGACAAAACGGCGCUCGCCAAAUACUCGAAUCAGUGAAGCAUGUUUAAUAUAAACAGUGUGCUUGGUAACAAUUAGGGAGGUUUGUGUCAUGUUUGUCCUCCUACAGAAACCAUAUUAAAACAAAAAUAUAUUUUUUUCCCCUCAUCUUUUUCCAUUUUUCAUACAUUUUUUGAAAAAGCUCCAGAGAGCCACUAGGGCGGCGCUAAAGAGCCGCAUGCGGCUCUAGAGCCGCGGGUUGCCGACCCCUGGGAUAGGUGAAGCGCUAACCUUUAUGUGUCCUGUUGUUAGGCGGGUGUUAGAAAAGGUUAAUUGUGUAAAAACUACCUUUUAAUUUGCUCUAAAAGACUCGUUGCGAUGAAUAGGUCAUAGCUGCUACAGAACUUGAACGCUAUGUACUUUCCGGUAUUGACACUAUCCCUCCUCUUUCUCUCUUCUCUGCCACUCUCUCGAGACAGAUUCGCUUCCGUGGAAGUGAAGCUCCGUCCACGCUCGAGUAUGAACUUAGCAAGUCAGACUUAUGUGCUGGUGGUCUUCCUCACCUCCACGGUCUUCAUAUGCCGUGCCCAGGAGAGAGACUACACCCUGAAGGAGGAGCAGCCGGAGAAUGUCCGCAUCGGGAACCUGCGCAGGGACCUGGACCUAAAUCUGGACCCCGGCGUCCGGCUAUCCUCACCCCUGCAGUUCAAGCCCGUGUACAAGACGGGCGACGUGCCUUUGGUGAGGGUGGAGGCCAACACCGGGGAGAUCUUUACCACUAAUCACCGCAUCGACAGGGAGAAGCUGUGCUCGGGGGUCUUUUCAGAGAAACGCUGCUACUACGAGAUCGAGGUGGCCGUGUUGCCUGACGAGAUCUUCCGACUGGUCAAGAUCCGCUUCCUGAUUGAGGACGUCAAUGACAACGCGCCCCUUUUUCAGUCUACGGUCAUAAACAUCUCCAUCCCGGAGAACACAGCCAUCAACACCCGAUACCCGGUGCCCUCUGCCUUUGACCCUGAUGUCGGGAUCAAUGGGAUACAACAUUAUGAGCUGGUCAAGAGCGUUGGAGAAUUUGGCUUAGACAUCAUCGAGACCCCCGAGGGUGACAAGUGGCCGCAGCUGAUCGUCCAGCAGAACCUAGAUCGUGAGCAGAAGGACACCUUUGUCAUGAAGAUAAAAGUGGAGGAUGGCGGGAACCCCCCCAAGUCCAGCACUGCCAUCCUUCAAGUCACCAUCUCUGACGUCAACGACAAUCGCCCCAUCUUCAAGAACAGCGAGCUGGAAGUCACCGUACCCGAGAACGCCCCCACGGGGACGUCGGUCGUUCAGCUACACGCGACAGACGCGGACCUCGGCUUUAAUGCCCAGAUUCACUUCGCCUUCAGUAACCAGAUCUCUGCUUCGACCAAACGACACUUUGCUAUCGACAGCAACACGGGAUUGAUCACUGUGAAACAGCCGCUGGACAGGGAGUUAACGCCUGUUCACAAACUUAUUGUUCUGGCCAGUGAUGGCAGCUCGACACCCUCCAGAGCCACAGUGACUGUCAACGUUACCGAUGUUAAUGACAAUGUUCCUUCCAUUGACACUCGCUACAUUAUCAACCUGGUGAACGGGACUGUUCUGUUGUCUGAGAAUGCUCCUCUCAAUACCAAAAUAGCCCUGAUCACAGUUACAGACAGAGAUGCAGAUCUCUUUGGCAAAGUCACUUGCUACACUGACCAUGACGUUCCAUUUAGGUUGAAGCCGGUCUUUAAUGAUCAGUUUUUACUGGAGACAGCUGCUCCACUCGAUUAUGAGACAACUCGAGAAUAUGCAAUUAGGAUAGUGGCCUCGGAUAGGGGGACUCCUCCUUUGAACACUUCAGCUAUGGUUUUAAUUAAAAUCAAGGAUGAGAAUGACAAUGCGCCCAUCUUCCCCCAGCCAGAAAUCCAACUUUCCAUACCAGAGAAUAAUGACCCGUCAUCACAGUUAAUAAAAAUCAGUGCCACUGAUGCAGACAGCGGACAUAAUGCUGAGAUUAUUUAUACUCUUGGCCCCGAUGCACCCGACGGGUUUAACAUAGACAGACGGUCGGGAGUACUUUCGGUUGGAAAACGACUGGACAGAGAAAAGCAGGAGAGGUAUUCAUUCACUGUCAUAGGCAGAGACAACGGCUCCUCGUACCUGCAGAACAAUGUCACCGUCAGACUAAUUGUUCAGGACCUUAAUGACAACAGCCCGGCUUUCACACACCCCGAGUACAACUUCUAUGUGCCUGAAAACCUUCCGCUCUUUGGAACUGUGGGCUUAAUCACAGUGACGGACGCAGAUGCAGGAGAUAAUGCUGUCGUGACCCUGUCCAUUCUGAACGGGAAAGAUCAUUUCAUCAUCGACCCUCAAACUGGCGUGAUCAAGCCCAAUAUCACCUUUGAUCGGGAGCAGCAGAGCUCCUACACAUUUAUGGUCAAGGCAGUGGAUGGAGGGGAGCCCCCGAGCUCCUCCUACGCCAAGGUCACUAUAAAUGUGGUUGAUGUAAACGACAAUCGCCCUGUGUUCGUUGUUCCCUCGUCCAAUUACUCAUACGACCUAGUGCGGACCACCACAACCCCCGGUGCUGUUGUUACAAGAGUGUUUGCCAUUGACAAUGACACAGGUAUGAAUGCUGAGCUACAGUAUAGCAUUACCAGCAGCAUCAUCAUUACAUCUAGGGUCUCCCCUCGCGGCCUUUUCUCCAUUGACAAAACAACAGGUAACAUAACACUGCAGGAGAAAAUAGUGGCGGCGGAUCAAGGGCUGCAUAGGCUGGUUGUCAAAGUCAGAGAUCUCGGCCAGCCUGAGUCUUUACAAGCUAUCGCACUUAUUCACUUAUUCGUCAAUGACACUGUGUCAAAUGCCACUUUUAUCCAAGAACAGCUGCGGAAAAGUAUGGAGACACCACUGGACCGAAACAUAGGGGACAGCGAGGUAACACCUCAAGCUAAUGGAUACGUGAUUGUUGUCAUUGCCAUCAUAGCCGGGACCAUGACUGUCAUCUUGGUGAUAUUUGUGACUGCCUUGGUGCGCUGCCGACAGACUCCCAGACACAAAGUGGUACAGAAGGGCAAGCAGAGCGGCGAGUGGGUGUCGCCUAAUCAAGAAAACCGUCAGAUCAAGAAGAAGAAGAAGAGAAAGAAGCGCUCCCCGAAGAGCCUUCUGCUGAACUUUGUGACCAUAGAUGAAUCCAAGCCUGACGACCCCACCCAUGAGCAUGUUAAUGGCACACUGGAUCUCCCCGUGGAGCUGGAGGAGCAGACCAUGGGGAAGUACAACUGGGCCACCACGCCCACCACCUUCAAACCCGACAGCCCAGACUUAGCCAAGCAUUACAAGUCUGCGUCCCCUCAGCCGACAUUUCAAAUCAAACCGGAGACUCCGGUGGCCCCGAAGAAGCAUCACGUGAUCCAGGAGCUCCCUUUAGACAACACAUUCGUGGUGGGCUGCGACUCGCUCUCCAAGUGCUCAUCGACGAGCUCCGACCCGUACAGUGUCUCCGAGUGCGGCUGUCAGGGGGGAUUCAAGAGUCCGGGGCAAAUCACCACCCGACAGGAGACGGCACUGAAACCACCACACUAUGGCACACUCUGUGGCACAGGUACAGCCCGCUCCCACAGGAUUAAAAUCAAUCUCUAGCUCCCACCACCUAAAGAGAGAGAGAAUGAGAGAGAGAGAGAAAAGAGAGAGAGAGUGGAGAAGUGAGCAAGUACUUUACUGCCUCAAAAGCUCACCUCCUCACACAAACACAGGACACAUGGACACGGAGGAGAGAGAAAAAGGGUUGCCGGGGAGUGACAUGAAAGAAAAAAAAAAAAAAAAAAAGAGACACACUUCAUGUUUUCCUGCUUGAAACUUGACAAAGAAACCCUCUCUUGUCAAAUGAAUUUGUUUGAGUCCAAUGCUAUGACCUAAGGGUCCAGCACCCACGCUGUAAAAUAGGUGUCAAAUACAGUCAAUGGAUCUGUAAAUUAAAUAUAAAACGAAAAGAUGGGAAAUUUGUGUUUGGUUAUUUAGUUUUUUUCUUGGUCUAUUCUAAGGAGCAUCUUCACCGCCAUGCCAAAAACAUACCAGUAUUGACUCCUGUUUGGUGUUUUUUUUGGAUAGAUUGUAUGGUUAAAGUCUAACAAUACAGUGGUAGCUUCACUUACUGUACAAUGUCUGCUGUCAUUAGGAUGUGGACUGAUAGAGUCUUAUCAAUGACUCAUAAUUCUUGCAAUUUGUGGGGGGGAAUUUUGCCUAUCAUUCACAAUCAUUAUGUAAGAAAAUAACAUGUAUUUUUUUUUUUUUUCAAGGAAAUUUGUAUUUAUUGUUUGGCUAAUUGAUACAAAGGGGAAAUUAACUUUUUGGGAGGUAUUUUUUAUUUUUUUUAUUUUUCAUUUUUUUAAAGAAUUUAUUAAUCAAUCAAACAAAACAAUACAGAACAAUACCGUAAUAAUGCAAUCCAGUUCCAAAACCAAACCCGACCCAGCAACAUUCAGAACAGCAAUCAACAGAGCAAUUGAGAGGAGACACAAACAUGACACAGAACAAUCUAAAAGUAGUAAAACAAAAAUGAAUAUUAUCAAUAUUAGUAACAAUUUCAACAUAGCAGUGAUUAAAAAUCCCUCAUUGACAUUAUCAUUACAGACAUUAUUAAAAAAAUAAAAAAUAAAAUAAUAAAAUGAACAAUAGUGUCACAGUGGCUUACACUUGCAUCGCAUCUCAUAAACUUGACAAUACAUUGUGUCCAAAAUUUUCCACAAAGAUAUAAUAAGUCAUAUUUUUGGUUCAUUUAAUAGUUAAAACAAAUUUAAAUAAUGGAUCCCAUAUUCCAAUAUAUGACUUAUAAGCUAAAUGCAGUUUUUUCUACUGAUAUUAUCUCCAUAGCUUGUGUAUACCAGUCAGAAUGUGUUGGACUAGCAACAUCUAUCCAUUUUUUUUAAUAUUACCCUUUUUGUUAUUAUGCAUAUUGAAAGAAAUGCAUUUUUUUUUUUUUUUUUUUGGAUGCAUUCUCAAUAGUAAAUAAAUGCGAUCAAAAGUCAGCGUACACUGUCACUCUAUUUUGCUUACAAAAAGCCCUUAAAACACCUCUAUUAAGGUUUCAUAUACAGUACAUGCUCUAAGUGUAUAUGUAAUGUAGUAACAGGCAAUAUUUUUGUAUUUUGCUCAAUUGAAGUACACGCGGCUCACUAAUUAAAACUUUUUCCCAACAUUACUCACUGACAAUAUAAUAAAACGUCACUUACUGUACGAGGUCUGCCGUCAUCUGGAUGCCGACUGCUAGAAUAUUGUCAAAUUCCCGCUUAGAUGAAUAAUGACUCAAAAUAAGUCUUUUUGUGUUCUUCUCGCCUUUUCCGGGUCUAAAUUGGCCGUCAAAGUGACUUGUCGGGAAUACGUCCUUGUCCUUUUACUAUCCAGGCGAGAGGCACGAUUUGUGAUCUGAAAUUAACUUCCACCAGCAGCUGACCACUCGAUGAUGUCAACAUUGCACACAUUGUUGUGAUCACGACGCCGCUAUAAUUAGUCCGUCCGCGUUAGCGCUUAUAAUAACAAUAUCACUAAUACUCUUGUUAUUUUUUUGAUGGGUUGGAUGGUUAAAGUCUACCAAUGACAACGAGUGAAUUACAUACAGUGGUACCUUAAAGGGGAUCUGUAUUUUUUUUAUUUUUUUAUUUUUGAUUUGUUUUGGCAGGAGGGGUUCACAAUCAUUAUGUAAGAAAAGAACACUUAUGUUUUCCUUUUUUUUAAAUGUGUUCUAAAUAGUAAAUAAAUGCGAUCAAAAGUCAUCUCACACUGUCACUCUAUCCUGCCUACAAAAGCCCUUUAAACACCUCCAUGAAGGUUUUAUUUACAUGAUGUAAGUAAUUAUGUAAUGUUGUAACAGGCAAAAUUUAAGUAUUUUGCUCAAUUUAAGCGGCUCAUUUUAUAAAAAACUAAAAAAAAAUGUCAACAUUACUGACUGACAAUAUACUAAAACAAACAUAAUAAAAUACCACCUACUGAACAAGGUCUGCUGUCAUUAGGAUGCCGACUGCUAGAAUCUUAUUCCCGCUUAGAUGAAAAAUGACUCAUAAUAAGUAUUUUCGUGUCAUUCUCGCCUUUCCCGGGUCUAAGUUGGCUGUCAAAGUGUACCAACUUGUCGGAAUACGUCCUCAUCCUUCUACUACCCAGGCGAGAGGCGUGAUUUAUGACCCAACAUAAACUUCCACAAGGAAGGAAGCAGCUGAUCAGUCAGUUGGGGCGGUAUAGCUCGGUUGGUGGAGUGGCCGUGCCAGCAACUUGAGGGUUCCAGGUUCGAUCCCCGCUUCUGCCGUCCUAGUCACUACCGUUGUGUCCUUGGGCAAGACACUUUACCCACCUGCUCCCAGUGCCGCCCACACUGGUUUAAAUGUAACUUAGAUAUUGGGUUUCACCAUGUAAAGCGCUUUGAGUCGCUAGAGAAAAGCGCUAUAUAAAUAAGAUAAAAAGAGAAACAAUCGUGUCAACAUUGGCUCGUAAGCUCGUGAUAACAAUGCCGCUAUAAAUAGUUUGUAUGCGUUAGCGCUUAUAAUAACAACAUCACUAAUACUCGGUUAAUAUCCAAGUCACAAAAUGUGAAUGGGGUAUUGUUUGCACUUUUUGGAUGUUUAUUUAUUGGGUUUUAUGGGCGGAAAAGAUGACCUCCCUUUGGCUCCCGUUGUAAACAGACUUUUAUUUACUAGUUGGAAUACAUUUUGAAAAAGUAUAUCCGCUGUCAUGUUUUAUUUUUUAUAAUGAUUGCAAACGAUAGGCAAAAUUCCCCCCCAAAACUCCUGGAAAUUACUGGCUUAGAGCGGAUGUGUGAGUACCAAGUUAAAGGAAACGGCAGGCUGUCUUCUUCUAAUAGAUUUAUUACAGUCUUUGCAAGCUGGGUAACGUUUGCUGUGGUCUGGAACAACACGGCACACAAAUAACUAUCAGAAAUGUAGCCAAAAAACAAUAUAAUACAGAUGAUGUUUUAUGAGAUACGCAAAACUAAAUUAUAUACAAAGAGGAUAAAAGAAAAUGAGCUCAAAUAUACCUACACAUGAGGCAUAAUGAUGCAAUAUGUACAUACAGCUAGCCUAAAUAGCAUGUCAGCAUUGAUUAGCUUUUAGUCAUGCACUGACCAAACAUGUAUAAUUAGCACUCCAACAAGUCAAUAACAUCAACAAAGCGCACCUUUGUGCAUUCACGCACAGUAUAAAAUGUUUGGUGGACAAAAUGAGACAAAAAAGGAGUGGAAGAUUUUGCAUGUAAACAAACUGUCGCGUCACAGUCCACGCUAUGGUGAGUUGAAGAACCGCCAAAAUUAGUAGGACAAAACGAUGUUCGCCAAAUCCUCUCACAAACAAAAAACAUACUAAAAAAAAAAAAAAAAAAAAAAAAAAUUCCCCCACAUCUUUUUCCAUUUUCAAUCCUUUUUUUUUUUUUUUUUUACAAAUGCUCCAGGGACCCUCGUACUAACAGUUCAAAAUGAAUUGGGCGUUGUUACAAGAAAUGAAAAAAAAACAUACCAAACAUUCCCACCUUUUUCUUUUAUGUUUACAUGUACAGUGUGUGUGUGUGUGUGUGUGUGUGUGUGUGUGUGUGUGUGUGUGUGUGUGUGUGUGUGUAUGUAUCUACCACAGAGUUGAUGGUGUUUAUAUUUAUUGACGACAUUUUCCCUUGCCUUUUUUUGCAAAGCUGCCUGCUGGCAUUUUAUUGUCUUAAUUCUUUUUGCAUUAAUUUCCACACGAGCUCGCGCUCUCGGGACAUAAUGACUUCAAAUGUAUUUAUGCUGCAAGGUCUACCGGUCCGGAGGCUUUCCGCCCGUGCAUCUUCCC
Nerophis lumbriciformis (worm pipefish) is the source of this 7925-nucleotide messenger RNA. RefSeq names its product protocadherin 11 (gene pcdh11). Gene Ontology annotation, molecular function: calcium ion binding. The record is from RefSeq and is a predicted model, not a curated record. Gene Ontology annotation, cellular component: plasma membrane. NCBI's taxonomy places the organism in Eukaryota, Metazoa, Chordata, Actinopteri, Syngnathiformes, Syngnathidae. Gene Ontology annotation, biological process: homophilic cell-cell adhesion.